Cariama cristata (Red-legged seriema) is the source of this 446-nucleotide messenger RNA. It is a transcript of the gene CAMK4, whose product is annotated as calcium/calmodulin-dependent protein kinase IV. NCBI's taxonomy places the organism in Eukaryota, Metazoa, Chordata, Aves, Cariamiformes, Cariamidae. Gene Ontology annotation, biological process: protein phosphorylation. The record is from RefSeq and is a predicted model, not a curated record. Gene Ontology annotation, molecular function: calcium/calmodulin-dependent protein kinase activity; calmodulin binding; ATP binding. The transcript is spliced from 5 exons. The annotation marks the transcript as partial.
GAUUGUGGAAAAGGGUUACUACAGUGAACGAGAUGCUGCUGACGCUGUUAAACAAAUCCUGGAGGCAGUUGCUUACCUGCAUGCGAAUGGGAUUGUCCAUCGUGACUUGAAGCCAGAAAAUCUACUCUAUGCAACGCCAGCACCAGAUGCACCACUAAAAAUCGCUGACUUUGGACUUUCCAAGAUUGUGGAAGAUCAAGUGACCAUGAAGACAGUUUGUGGAACUCCAGGGUACUGUGCACCAGAGAUACUACGGGGAUGUGCCUAUGGGCCUGAAGUGGACAUGUGGUCUCUGGGGAUUAUCACCUACAUCCUACUUUGUGGCUUUGAACCAUUUUAUGAUGAAAGGGGAGAUCAAUACAUGUUUAAGAGAAUCCUAAACUGUGAAUAUGACUUUGUGUCCCCCUGGUGGGAUGACGUAUCUCUGAAUGCCAAGGAUUUAGUAA